Molecule: messenger RNA, 1029 nt
Organism: Penicillium longicatenatum
Lineage: Eukaryota; Fungi; Ascomycota; Eurotiomycetes; Eurotiales; Aspergillaceae
Product: putative eukaryotic translation initiation factor 3 subunit EifCh
Exons: 5
Coding region: 1-1029 (342 amino acids)
Cellular component (GO): eukaryotic 43S preinitiation complex; eukaryotic translation initiation factor 3 complex; cytosol
Molecular function (GO): translation initiation factor activity; protein binding; metallopeptidase activity
Source: RefSeq, a predicted model, not a curated record
AUGGCCGAAGCACAAGCCCCCCUCGUGGCCGUCAAGGUCGAGGCCCUGGUGGUGAUGAAAAUCAUCAAGCACUGCAACCAGACCUUCCCCACCACCGCGACCGGAUGCCUCGUCGGCAUGGACUUUGACAACACCCUCGAGAUCACCAACUCUUUCCCUUUCCCCGUUGUUGAGAUGCCCACCGAGUCGCACUUCGACAAUGCCUCCCCGAAUCCCGCCGCCGCUGCUCCCCGCGCCAAGGGCAACGCCGCCUACCAGGCCGAGAUGAUUCGCAUGAUCCGCGAGGUCAACAUUGACGCUAACAACGUCGGAUGGUACACCAGCGCCAACAUGGGCAACUUCGUCAACAUGAACGUGAUUGAGAACCAAUUUUACUACCAGAAGGAGUUGAACGAGCGGACAGUUGCGCUGGUUCACGACGUCAGCCGCAGCGCUCAGGGUGCCCUCAGCCUGCGCGCGUUCCGCCUCUCCGCUAAGUUCAUGGAGGCGUUCAAGGAGAACAAGUUCACCUCAGAGGAUUUGCAAAAGUCCAACAUCCGCCACCAAGACAUCUUCGAGGAGCUCCCCGCCCCACUGACCUCCCCCCCCUCGCUCGCCGCUCUUGAGGCCGGCCCGUUCUCCAAAUCCUCCAUCCUCACCCCCAACUUCGACAACCUGUCCCUCAGCAUUGAUCCUUUCCUCGAGAAGAACUGCGAUCUCCUGCUUGACAGCAUCGAGGCCCACAACACCGAGGUCAACAACUACCAGUACUACCAGCGUGUGCUCGGUCGCGAGCAGACCAAGAUCAACAACUGGAAGCAGAAGCGCGCCCAGGAGAACGCCACCCGCGCCACUCUCAAGCAGCCCCUGCUCCCCGAGGACGAGUGGCAGCGUCUGUUCAAGCUCCCCGCCGAGCCCAGCCGGUUGGAGAGCAUGCUCAACACCCGUCAAGUGGAGCAGUUCUCUCGCCAGGUCGACAGCUUCGUCUCAUCGACUACCGGCAAGAUGUUCGCUGCCAAGGGCAACUUGCUGCCUGAGACUGCGAACUAG